AUGGACAUCUACGUGUCCAGUCUCCCCAGCACCAUCACUCAUCGCGAGCUGGAACGCACUUUCGACAGGCCGCUGAAGCAGUGCGGCGUACAUCAGUUCCACAUCGAGAAAUUCCGAGGCAAACCGAGUGCCAAUAUCACUGUCCUCGAUGUCAAUGCGGGCGAAGCCUUUCUCAAGGCCUUUGGGACCAAUCGCAAUCGACGUCCUCUGCUCCCUCUUCGCUAUGGCAACAAGCAGUUGCACAUUGCAAAGAGUCGCAAUGAGCCAAGCGACUUCUCUCUGCGUGCUCUGAUGCAUGAGCAGACAAUACAGCUGCAGAAGCCCAAACCAGCCCCAGAAGCCGCCCAGCCCAAGGCCAGCAACGAGUUCCUCUGCGAUGUUCUGCAAUGCGGCAACUGGGAAUCCUCCAAAGACGCUCGUCUCCGAAGCCAACCAAAGCUCAUCUUCAUCACCCACGCCUCUCAUCACGUCUCCGGCAAGGUCAUCUUUGGUCGUCGAGAAGCACGUAUCAUCUUGGAUGUUACAGGCACCCUCAAACACCGCGUCGAUAUUCCUUACCAGGACUGCCACGACAUCGUGCUUGGCACGUCCGAUUUUCCCUCUGUGACCUUCACCUGCUAUACUGCACCAAAGAUGUAUGAAUUCGACAUGUUCGACGACCACGAUGGCCUUGGUACUCUGCUCGCACAGAUGGCCGCAGCCAAUCUCGGGAACCGCACGCCACAGCAGACCAACCAGCCAGCAAGAAAGCACCGUAUCUCCUCUCUGAACCCCGCACAUGCACGCGCCGUCGGCCAUUGUUUCGUCUACAGGAUCGGACUGCGUGAUAGAACCAAGCUGUCCAACAUCCGAACGAUCGUGUCCCGCAGUGAGAAGUGCGCUGUCCUCGGCCUGAAGACGGCCGUGGACAUCCCACGGGAGACCAUGGAUGCAGCUUUCACUCGCCUCAAUCACGAGCUUUCUGACCAGAGCAGAUAUGGUAACCGACCUUUUCAACUCCUCUUCCAGAUCGACCGGCUGGCGCGAAACGGAUUUCUGCCACCGGACAAAGUCGCAGAUCUGCUGCCACGCAUAUCCAGAAUCCACAGGGCGCACGGCUUGCACGAGACUGUUUCUGGACUGCGUCUGUUCGCUCGAAAUCUACCGAUGCCAGGCCCAGAGUCUCAAGCUCAAGACUUCUCUAUCGGUGCUCUCGAAGAAAUGCUGGAAACCUGUGUCGCCGGCUAUGAUGCGUAUGCGCCUGACAACCCCUACGAAUUGGCAAAGCGCUACAGUCAUAUCAACCUCAUCCACAAGGUCAUCAUCACACCAACGUCUAUUCGACUAGCAGGGCCUGAACCGGAACCAACCAAUCGCGUCUUGCGACAGUAUUCCGACAAGACGGAUCACUUCGUCAGAGUCCUGUUUCAAGAAGAGUCUGGUGGCAGAGUAAGCCACGACUGGAACAGCAAUUACAGUCGAAUUUAUCACGAACGCGUCAAAGGCAUCCUUGAUAACAGUAUCCUCAUCGCUGGCAAGGCUUUCUCUUUUUUGGGUUUCUCGCACUCGUCAUUGCGCAGUCAGUCAUGUUGGUUCAUGGCUCCCUUCGUCAGAGAUGGCACUCUCAUGCUCGCGGAGCAUGUCCUCAAAGCGCUCGGGGACUUUUCGAAGAUCCGUACUCCCGCGAAAUGUGCCGCCCGUAUUGGCCAGAACUUCACCGAUACCAACACGAGUGUGCGCAUAGAGCAGGAGCAAGUCUUCAAACUCGAUAUGGUUGUACGGAAUGGUCGUGAUUUUGCAGAUGGCGCAGGCACAAUCUCAUUGGACCUGCUGCGAGAGGUGUGGCAGCGUUAUGGUACGAAGCGGAUGCUGAAGCCUACAGCUUUGCAAAUUCGGUUUCAAGGCGCAAAGGGCAUGGUCGCUCUGGACUCCCGGCUGCGUGGCAAACGCCUGAUGCUACGGGACAACAUGACAAAAUACAUCACCGAGUCAGUGUGGGAUUUUGAGAUCUGCGGCGCGGCAUUUCGUCCGCUUCCUAUGAUUCUCAACCGACAGUUCAUCAAGAUCCUUGAAGAUCUUCUGGUGCCACUGGAAGCGUUCACGACGCUACAAGACGCAGCAAUGCGGCGACUGAAAAUGAUGACGCAGUCUUCAAUCAAUACCGGCCACUUCUUGGAUGAGGUCUCGCACAGCAAGGCCAGUGGCUUGCCCAUGUUGAUUCGAUACCUGGGCCAGAUCGGACUCGACUACCACACCGACGAAUUCUUGUACAAGGCCGUGGAGCUCGCAGUGAUCGCUGAACUUCGUGACAUCAAGCACCGCGGCCGGAUCCCAGUCGAGAAAGGUGUCACACUUUACGGUCUGCCAGAUGAGACCGGAUACUUGAAAGAGGGUGAAAUCUUCGUCAUUACCGAGAAGGCGCCUGAAGGGGGAAAGCAGGUGCUCGUGAGGGACAACAUCGCCAUCACUCGAUCGCCGGCACUGCACCCUGGUGAUAUCCAGCUCGUUAACGCCGUUGACGUCCCAGUCAACAACCCCAACCGGCAGCUGUCCAAUGUCGUUGUCUUCAGCAAGUGGGGAACGCGCGACCUGCCCAGCAUGCUCAGCGGCGGAGAUCUCGACGGAGAUCUCUACAAUGUCAUCUGGGAUCCCUCGUUGAUCCCUCGCGUAACCUACAUGCCUGCAGAUUACCCACGAGUUCCGCCGGUCGAAUUAGCGAGAGACGUGACACGAAAAGACAUGAGCGACUUCUUUGUGACAUUCAUGGAGAACGAUAAAUUGGGCGUAAUUUCCAACCAACACCUGCAGCUUGCAGACCAGCGCCAACGAGGCACACUGGAUCCGGACUGCAUCAAGCUUGCCGCGUUGGCAUCUACGGCAGUGGACUACAGCAAGACUGGUGAACCAGCUAACAUGCAGGGUGCACCAAAAUUUCCCAGGUUCAAGCCUGAUUUCAUGGCUCCGAAUCCUCGCGUUACGGUGUCCACAGAAGGUCUACUCGCUCUCGAGGAGGAAGACGAUGGGCAGGACGAAGCCUUCGAUAGAAUCGACGCAGAACGCCGCCCAAUGCGGUACUACGAAAGCCAGAAGGCGCUCGGCAAGUUGUACCGGCGGAUCGACGAGCGCCAGUUCCUGGCAGACAUGCAAAAAGAUUUUCGGGUCGCCAACGGCGCUCGCUCUCGCAGAGAUCUAAUGCCUCAGGUGUUACAAUACGCUGUGCACACUGCUACAGUCACUUUCGGUGGCAAUCUGUACACACAGCACAAAGAUCUGGCGCGAGAUAUCCGUGCCAGCUACGAAGAAAGUCUCGCGAAUCUGAUGUACGACUGCGAGCCCACUCCCCAAAAGGCACUUACUGAAAGCGAAGUCUUCGCCGGCGAGAUCCUGGGACGCCACAAUGGACCCGAUGGCAAGCAACUUCGCGAACUCGGCGAGACCAUGCGCAACCGCUUCAAGCAUAUCGUCGACUACUGCAAUCUCCGCAUCACGCAUGGCGAUGACCUGAUGGAGCAAGUCGAGGACCUUGACGACUUGUACGGCGAAGAGUACAGUGAUCGCGAGAUCGAAGCUCUUCCUCGCGCACUUGCCUGUCUCGAAGUCGCUGUCACGGAGUCAGGCUACCAGGACCUGCGAGUGGGAAAGCUGCAGAGCUUCAAGUACAUCGCUGCUGGUGCGGCUUUACGAGAGCUGGAUCGUUACAAGGUCACUACUCUCGGCAGCUACUCUGGCUUGCCAAGGGCCUUUGAGUGAGGCUGAAAAAUGACGGAAAGAAGUAUGAGACUGAUGACUGUGUGCAUUGACGAGCCAUCACGACAUAAAUAGCCCAUACUGCUCUCUAGCAUACGAUCCUAAUCGAUGCGGAGCAAUAGAAACUGUAAUUGACGAACCGAGCCUUGCCGUAUAUCAGAGCGCUUGAUGAAUAACAACCCAAGCGGCACUUCAUCCCGCG
Messenger RNA from Cercospora beticola, 3928 nucleotides. Its product is annotated as RNA dependent RNA polymerase. The record is from RefSeq and is a predicted model, not a curated record. Gene Ontology annotation, biological process: siRNA processing. Gene Ontology annotation, cellular component: nuclear RNA-directed RNA polymerase complex. NCBI's taxonomy places the organism in Eukaryota, Fungi, Ascomycota, Dothideomycetes, Mycosphaerellales, Mycosphaerellaceae. Gene Ontology annotation, molecular function: RNA-directed RNA polymerase activity.